UCGGUUUACCGACACCGGAGAAGCGACCAUGCUGUGGAAACUAGUUGAGAAUGUCAAGUAUGAAGAUAUUUACGAGGACCGGCAUGACGGUGUCUCGAGCCACAGCUCGCGCCUGUCCCAGCUGGGCUCGGUAUCACAUGCGGGACCCUACUCCAGCGCGCCGCCGCUGUCUCAUGCGCCAUCCUCGGACUUCCAGCCUCCGUACUUUCCGCCACCGUACCAGCCGCUCGCUCACUACCAGAGCCAGGACCCGUACUCCCACGUCAGCGACCCGUACUCCCUGAACUCGCUGCACCAGAGCCAGCAGAGCGCAUGGGGGGCGCGUCAGCGGCAAGACGCCGCCGGGGAGCGGAUGGAUAGCUCGGCUUUGCUGGCGCAACCUCGAGCCUCGCUGCCUCAGCUGUCCGGGCUGGACCCCCGGCGGGACUACGGUGUGCGGCGGGAUGUGCUGCUUCACUCCGUUCACCCGGGACUGGAGUCCGGGAUGGGCGACGGACUGCUGCAGGGGCUGCACGGUAUGGAGGACAUUCAGACCAUUGACGACACCAACGGAACGAGCAUCCUGGAUCAAUCAGUAAUUAAGAAAGUUCCCAUGCCACACAAGAACAUGGGCUCUCUGAUGCUCGGCAAGGACGGGCUGAUGGGGGGGAUCACCGUGAACAUAAACGAGGUGUUCUGCUCGGUACCGGGCCGCCUGUCGCUGCUCAGCUCCACCUCCAAGUACAAAGUGACCGUAGGGGAGGUGCAGAGGAGACUGUCCCCGCCCGAGUGCCUCAACGCCUCCUUGCUGGGGGGCGUGUUGAGAAGAGCAAAGUCCAAAAACGGUGGUAAAUGUCUGAGAGAAAAACUGGAGAAGAUUGGACUCAAUUUACCUGCUGGAAGACGCAAAGCAGCCAAUGUCACAUUACUAACAUCUCUUGUAGAAGGUGAAGCGGUCCACCUGGCCCGGGAUUUCGGUUACAUCUGCGAGACGGAGUUUCCCACCAAAGCCGUGAGCGAGUACCUGAACCGGCAGCACGCGGACCCCAACGAGCUGCACACGCGGAAAAACAUGCUGCUGGCGACAAAACAGCUGUGUAAGGAGUUCACAGACCUGCUGGCCCAGGAUAGGACUCCCCUGGGCAACUCCAGGCCCAGCCCCAUCCUGGAGCCCGGCAUCCAGAGCUGCCUCUCCCACUUCUCCUUCAUCACGCACGGCUUCGGCUCGCCCGCCAUCUGCGCCGCGCUCACCACCCUCCAGAACUACCUCAACGAGGCUCUCAAAGGACUCGACAAGAUGUUUCUCAACAAUCCUCCCAACAACCGACACGGGGACGGCGGCAACAAGGCCGACAAAGAGGAGAAGCAGCGGAAAUAAAGCUGGGGAGGCGACGACGGAGAGAGAGAGC
Cyclopterus lumpus (lumpfish) is the source of this 1388-nucleotide messenger RNA. RefSeq names its product transcription factor AP-2 beta (gene tfap2b). The transcript is spliced from 7 exons. NCBI's taxonomy places the organism in Eukaryota, Metazoa, Chordata, Actinopteri, Perciformes, Cyclopteridae. Gene Ontology annotation, biological process: anatomical structure development; regulation of cell population proliferation; regulation of transcription by RNA polymerase II. Gene Ontology annotation, cellular component: nucleus. Gene Ontology annotation, molecular function: DNA-binding transcription factor activity, RNA polymerase II-specific; RNA polymerase II transcription regulatory region sequence-specific DNA binding. The coding region runs from base 29 to 1357 and encodes 442 amino acids. The record is from RefSeq and is a predicted model, not a curated record.